AUGUCUGAGGACGAAUCAGUCGAAAUCACCCAGUCUUUCUGGGGAAUCAUUGUCAGACCACAUGAAAAGCAAGAAUUAGAUAUACCAGAAGAUGCUACAUGCAUUAUUUCAAAUGUUUCUUAUGGAUUAAUUGACGAAUCAGCAAAUCCAAAAGAAUCAACUUUAAUUGCUCAUGUAAAAGAAGUUUCACGCGCUGUGGAAAAUCCAAGUGAAGCCGAAAAGGAUGUUUUAACAUACGAUACUCCAAUUGCAAAAUUAAUUCCAGGAAAAAUCGAACAAACAAGAGUUUCUCAGACAUUUUCCAAAUUCAGUGAGGUUACACUUGAAAAUGAUGGAGAUUAUGAUAUCCAUGUUUCAGGAUUAUUUGAACCAGACAAUGAAGAGGAAGAAGAGGAUAUUCCUGAAGAAGAUGAAAAGGAAGAAAAAUAA
Molecule: messenger RNA, 429 nt
Organism: Trichomonas vaginalis G3
Lineage: Eukaryota; Parabasalia; Trichomonadida; Trichomonadidae
Product: nucleoplasmin-like domain family
Exons: 1
Coding region: 1-429 (142 amino acids)
Source: RefSeq, a predicted model, not a curated record